Messenger RNA from Nymphaea colorata (pocket water lily), 1831 nucleotides. Its product is annotated as gamma aminobutyrate transaminase 1, mitochondrial-like. The record is from RefSeq and is a predicted model, not a curated record. Gene Ontology annotation, molecular function: S-adenosyl-L-methionine:8-amino-7-oxononanoate transaminase activity; pyridoxal phosphate binding. Gene Ontology annotation, biological process: biotin biosynthetic process. Lineage: Eukaryota; Viridiplantae; Streptophyta; Magnoliopsida; Nymphaeales; Nymphaeaceae.
AGGACAACGCUGCGCACUUGGACUUUGCUUCAUAUUUCUUUAAUGCAAAAGAUCCGUAUUUGAAUAGUCCUCGGGAAGCGCCGGUGCCUACUUGGACUCUUUAUCUGCUUUGAUCUAUACGAAGAGGACGCCACAGUCCGGGAGGGCAGAGAAGAACUGAAGAGCUCGUUGGCACUUGGAAAAAUGACUCUGAAUCGGCUCUUCAGAUCCAACUUCAAGGUUAAUUCUCUUGUCAAAUAUGUUUCUGCUACUGCAAACUGUCAACAGCAUGUCCUUCAAUGUCCAUCAAAUUCAAGAUGGAGCAGUUCAGAAGCAUCUUUGGACACUGACAUGAAAAAGUCGACUGAUGCAAAUAGUGAGAAAGGGUUUAAAGGUCAUGACAUGCUGGCACCAUUCACUGCCGGGUGGCAGAGCACUGAUAUAAAUCCAAUAGUUAUUGACAAAUCUGAGGGAUCUUAUGUUUACGAUGUGAAUGGGAAAAAAUAUCUUGACACUCUUGCAGGAUUGUGGUGCACAGCCUUAGGUGGAAAUGAACCUCGACUUGUGGAAGCUGCAACUGCACAGCUAAAUCGUUUACCAUUUUACCACAACUUUUGGAACCGAACAACAAAGCCUUCUUUGGAUCUUGCAAGUGCUCUUCUUGAAACCUUUACUGCAACAAAGAUGGGUAAAGUUUUCUUCACGAAUAGUGGUUCAGAAGCAAAUGAUUCUCAGGUGAAGCUGGUGUGGUAUUACAACAAUGCAUUAGGAAGGUCACAGAAGAAGAAGUUCAUUGCAAGACAAAAAGCAUAUCAUGGAUCAACAUUAAUAUCGGCAAGCCUUUCAGGUCUCACACCAUUGCAUACAGAAUUUGAUCUGCCUGCACCAUUUGUCUUGCACACUGACUGUCCUCACUACUGGCGCUACCAUUUACCAGGUGAAUCUGAGGAGGAGUUCUCCACCAGAUUAGCAAAUAACUUGGAGAAUCUUAUCUUGAAGGAGGGACCAGAAACAAUUGCAGCAUUUAUUGCGGAGCCAGUGAUGGGUGCUGGAGGUGUCAUUCCCCCUGCUACAUACUUCGAGAAGAUCCAAGCUGUUGUAAAGAAAUAUGAUAUUCUCUUCAUAGCUGAUGAGGUUAUCUGUGCCUUUGGAAGGUUAGGGACAAUGUUUGGUUCUGACAAAUACAACAUUAAACCUGACCUUGUAUCCAUAGCAAAGGCUCUUUCAUCUGCUUACAUGCCUAUUGGUGCUGUUCUUGUUAGCCCAGAAAUUUCAGAGGUCAUAUAUUCUCAAAGCAACAAACUUGGUUCAUUCAGCCAUGGAUUUACCUAUUCUGGCCAUCCAGUUGCUUGUGCAGUUGCUUUAGAAGCAUUGAAGAUUUACAAGGAAAGGAACCUUGUGGAUUAUGUCAGCAGCAUAUCACCAAGGUUCCAAGAUGGUAUACGGGCAUUUGCUGAUAGCCCAAUUAUUGGAGAGAUCAGAGGAACUGGAUUAAUUCUUGGAACUGAGUUUGUAGACAACAAGUCACCCAAUGAUCUGUUUCCACCUGAAUGGAAGGUUGGAGCCUAUUUUGGAGCAGAAUGUGAGAAACGAGGCAUGUUGGUCCGUGUUUCUGGGGAUAAUAUAAUGAUGUCUCCUCCAUUUGUGAUAACCCCUGGAGAAAUUGAUGAACUAAUCAGUAUUUAUGGAGAAGCACUCAAAAGGACAGAGGAGAGGGUUAAAGAGCUCAAAUCACGGAAAUGAGCCCAAGGUCAUUAACUUCCUGUAGUUGUUAUGUUCCUUUGGUGUUAAUGAUGCCAAUUUCAUUUCUGGAAAUAUUUAAUAAAUCUUCUAAAUUUACAUCUUCCAACUA